UCCACGCACUCGCGAACUCCUCGAGCGCGCUCCUCCACACGCACUCUCACACGACGGGCAUCAAAGCGUCCACGUCACGGCAGACAGGAAGCGGAGGGGACAUCUGGCCGCUGCACGACGCGGCUCGACUUCGCGUCCAGCACCGCUGAAAUGUGUUCCCGCGCCUCUCAGCCGUGCACGCGCUGAAGCACAGCUGUUCUGGUGGCAUGUUAACGUCGCGUGUGAGCGCCAUCUGAGGACGUGAGAUGAAGAGGCAGCGACGACCCUCGGUGCUCGCCAUGUUGGCACUGGUGCUGAGUACUGCUGGGCUCGGCUCAGCAUCAUCAUCCUCACCAGCAUCUUCAUCACAACUGAGGGACCUUGAAACCAAUGGAUCACCACAAGAGGCGUCCAGUCAUGUCAACAACCAUGGCAAUAGCAGCAGAGACAGUGUUACUGUGGUGUCCAGCAGAGCAGACUGGGCUCCGGGGAGGGGGGUGUCGCCGCUGUGUGCCUACAGAGUGAUGGAGGGGGGCGCUGGAGGGCAGCUAUGUUUCCGCCACACUGUGUUUGGAUACAAGUGCCACAAGGCUGACUGCAGGGCCGCCGUGUCUGCUGGGGAGCUGGUGGCAAAUCUCCUUUCAAAUGGCAGUGUACUUCUGCAGUGGGCUCACGAGGACGACCCGCGUAUUUCUUAUUUAGCGCGUCGCCUUGUCUUGAACGCGACACGGGAAAACACCACAGCGCUUGCGUCCGUAGGCAGACCCCGCAAGUUAGGGGGGUUUGAGUUGAACUGUUGGUGGAAUGGAAGUUACACUCAGUUUGAUUGUCCUGGAGUUCAUCUUGGUUCUGGCUGCAGGGACUUUCUCAUGGAGGAGCUGCACGAGAACAUCCCCUACCGCAUCUGCCUGCGCCCCUUGGACACUUCUCAGAGGGCAAACCACAGGGACUGCGUGGAGUUUACCCUGCCGGCAACGGGGAUGCAGGACAUUGUGAUCGCCAUGACGACUGUCGGAGGAGCCAUCUGUGUGAUGCUGGUCAUCAUCUGUCUGCUCGUGGCCUACAUCACUGAAAACAUCAUGAGUCCCUCAACACAGCGUGCUCACUCCUACCGCUCACACCGCUGAGUUUGAAGGGUUAGAAUUAGGGAUGCUUUUGCUGCCGAUCACCGAUAUCCAUCAGCCAGAGUGCCGAUCACUGCUGAUCACAGAUCACACGUCUCCGCUUAAACGACACCUGCGAAAGGCUGCUCAUCUACCCUGGUGAAAAAAAUGAUUAUUUCGUUGGGCAAUUAGCUUAGUGUUCAGAAUGUCACAUGCUGCUGAGGAACCAGCGGUUUCACUUUCAUGAGCCCAGAAAACUCUGUGCUCCGACAAGUGCUGGUGCUUUGAAUUGCAUAUUUAAUUUGAAGGCGCUUCCCUGCGCAACAUUUUCCCGUGCAUGUGCUGCAGGAUGCAAACUUGACAUGACAGAUUGAAAGAAGCUCCACAGCAGACAUGUUGCUGCUGAGUGAGCCACUAGUAGUGAGGAGCGGACGCAUCACUGCCAGUGGGUCUUCACCACAUGUGAUCGAUUGUUGUGAGUGGCAAUGACCGGUAGUGAUUGGCAUUCGCAGAUCACGCUGAUAUCGGCCAGUCAUGGUCGGUGAGUGAUCGAUCAGAGCAUCCCUAACCCGAAUCCUACAGUCAUCAUUCAUGGUAACUGAAGCACAAUGUGGCUGAAAUAAUAAUGCGGUUUUCACCUCCACUCAUGAGUCCUCCAGUGUGUUCUUGUAAGGGCUGUCCAUGCCAGACCGAUCUGGCAGCAUUUACACAGCAAUAUAACUCAAGAUUCUGACUUUAUUUUGCACUGCAAACGAUACUCUGUGAAAGCGUCCGCCUCAGGUGUUACGACCUGAGUUAUGUUUUUUCCACUUUAAACAAAGAUCUGUGACAUGUGACUGUACGUUUUUGCAUUGAUGUUGUGCUAACUGAACAAACUGAGGUUCGACCCCUUUGUGUUCUGCUAUAAGUGAAUAAAGUGUGCUGUGUUUCUCCUC
Synchiropus splendidus (mandarinfish) is the source of this 2017-nucleotide messenger RNA. It is a transcript of the gene fndc10, whose product is annotated as fibronectin type III domain containing 10. The record is from RefSeq and is a predicted model, not a curated record. The coding region runs from base 246 to 1106 and encodes 286 amino acids. The transcript has 2 exons. Lineage: Eukaryota; Metazoa; Chordata; Actinopteri; Syngnathiformes; Callionymidae.